AUGCCUAUCUGUGGCUCUUCACACGUGCGCGAGGAAGCGGAAGAGAAAGCCCACCUCUCUGCCGGCUCUCAAGUCGGACCCUUUCAAGAUGCGCGUCCUCAAUCCUCACAAGCCACGAUCACAUCCGCCUUGGCUGCCGAUCCAACCUUGGCUCCCUCGAUUGCCGCAAAGCAACUCUUCCCUGUCCCCUCUGCAGCCAAGCGAGGCAUCCUUCGUUUCAAGAUCAAGGAGCAGCUCGAAGAGGGCAGGGGCAAGCAUUGGGUCUGGGAUAAAGGCGCCGUCCAUCAUGGCAACCGCGAGCCCGACGACGACGAGCUCGAGCGUGUCCGUCUUCGAUACGGCUACAAACCCACCGACCAAGGCGGUCCCUCUCGGCUCUACCUCAUGGUCCUCGCCGACUGCCUUCUACCCCUCCCCCGCAACCCGAUGUCCGGAGUCGUCUCUCCUCCCCUACUUGCGACCACCGGCAUUGCCCCUCUGUCCAUCUUUUCCACCGGGCCGGACAUCAUCGGCCAUUACUACGACUGCAUCGUCGCUGCGCGCAGAGAGGUCAUCCUCCUCACAAAUUACUGGCAAGGCGGCAAGAACGUCGAUCGAAUCGCCGAAGCGCUCCGCGAACUCAACAAGCGAGUCGAAAAGAGGCGAAAGCAGCAAGCGCUUGAUGCUCGACGCAAAGGGCAUUCCGGUCCCGCCGCCAAUCCGUCCCAAGCACCUCAGCAGGAGAAAGCGGCUCAGCAGCAGACCGACUUGCUCGAGGAGCAAGGUGCACCAGGCUCGGUCAAGCGCACAGAGAAAGACCAUGACCAGGUUAACGGCGAACUUGACGAUUCAGACAUCGAUCUCGGCCCUCCGACCGCGGAAGAGCGCGUCGUCGUCAAACUCAUGUGGGACCGUGGACCUCAGACUCUGGCCGACCUCUUCCGCCUGCGCAAACCUGUUCCUCCCGGCAUGUGGAAGGACAACGGCCUUCCCACUGAAAGCGAAAUCCCGAAUCUCACCAUGGAGAUUCUCAACUACCACCGACCCUUGAUGGGCACCUUCCACGCCAAGCUCCUCAUCGUCGACCGACAAGUAGCUCUCAUCAAUUCGAACAACAUCCAGGAUCGUCCCAACGUCGAAGCAUGUGUCCGACUCGAGGGCGACAUUGUCAACUCGAUCUACGAUCACGCGCUCAUCAGCUGGGGCAAUCCACUACAGCCUCCGCUCCCAUGUCUUACCGCGCCAGCGCCUGUGGCACCCUCUGCCGCCGCCUUCAUGUCGGGCAAAGAGAGCACACUGCCCUCGCUCACCGUAGAGAAGCUCAAGCAGCUCGCACUCAACGUCCGCCAGCGACUCCACGACGAGGACACAGCAACCGAAGUAGAGAAGGAGAGGAGUAUGCAGAGUCCCAUGUCCUUCCACUUUGGCGACGUCGUCGACCAGGUUAUGCGCCGCGACAGUUUCGGUGGUACCAAAGGCGCCGCACCCGCCAUUCGUGUAUCACCGAGCGAACAUCCCGUGGAUGGCGAGAAAGCCGCUCGCAAUGCCGGCGCUCUGUGGGCGCAUAAGGUGCUCGGUGAGCGUUUCAGCCAUUUCCAGAGCAGCAACCUCAAUAAGCCUGAAAGAACGGAAUCCGAGCCGCCGUCCCACGACAAAGCUGAGCAGCCACAGACUCCACACCACAAGAAACACUUUGCUGACAUGGUCGAAGCGCUGAUGAAGAAGGAAGGCCACAAGCCACCCGCCUGGGCUGAGGGUGCUCUCGAGGUGUUCGGUCUAGGUCAGAGCAGCUCAAAGAACGUCGCAGAGGCUGUCAGACGCAACCCUCGACCCAAGACGACACUGGCAUCGGGUGCCAAUGUGCCCAUGGCGGUUGCGGAAGACGAUCACGGCGAGCAGCUCUACAGAAGAGGGUCCAUAGAGGCUGAGGAAGAGAGUCUCGACGACGCUCCCAGCCACACGGUCAUCGACGACGGCUCCGCCAGCCCCAAGGCACUUCUCAACAGCGUCAGUGGCGACGAAGCAGCCCUCGACGGAAACAAGGAUGCAUCUUCGGCGGGCGAUGAUGCGGCAGGCAAAGCACUCGAGCCAACAUCAGACAGCAACGACGGGGUCGCCGCUGCUCCUGCGCUCAACACUCAUGUCUCUCAACCAAAAUCAGAGGCAACAGCGGAGACAACGCCUCCCAAAGAUGAGGAGACGGUGCCUGGGUCUGCCGGCUAUCGACGCGUGCAUCGCCGCACGCUGUCGCAGAUCUCGAAAUCAUCGGCUGCGGAGCGAUUGAGUGCCAUUACGAAAUCGCUCGAUUUCGCCAACAACUCCAAGGUCCAAGGCGAGAUCAAAGCCGAGCAGCUGUCGGAUGAGAAGCUAUCCGCCCUCAACGCUGUGCUUGACUUCCAGCCCUACGUCUUUCACAAACCACACGAGCCGGUGCCCAUGGCUCUGGUCAACCGACGACCCCACGGCACACCUGGACACUCUGACAUUCGCAACCCACAGGACGCUGCCUGGCUCGCUGGCUUCCGCUACGCCAAGAAGCACGUCUUCAUCCAGUCUCCCACCCUCAAUGCUUCCCCGAUCAAAGCCGCCGUCCUCGCCGCGGUUCGCAGGCACGUCACCGUCGAGUUGUGGCUUGAUCUGGGCUUCAACGACAAGUCGGAAUCCAUGCCUUUCCAGGGUGGCACCAACGAGCAAGUCGUCACGGCCUUCUAUCGACAGCUCCGUCGCGAGGGCAAGGGUGACGAAAAGUAUCUCGAGGUAUACUGGUACACGGGCAAGGACAUGACGCGCCCGCUCAACGCUGUCAGGAAGCAGCGCAACUGCCACGUCAAGUUUGCCGCCUUUGAUGGGCAGGUGGCGGUGCUGGGAAGUGGCAAUCAGGACACGCAGAGUUGGUUCCACUCGCAGGAGAUCAACGUCAUGGUGGACUCGAAGCAGAUCGUCGACGAGUGGAUGGCAGCGCUGACGAGAAACCAGAGCACCAAGCUGUACGGCAAAGUGGACCAGAGGGAUGGCAUUUGGAGGGGCAGAGACGGUCAGGAGCUUGUGGACACGGGCAAGGAUCAGACCAAGGAGAAAUCAUCGCCGGGCACACCCCCAAGCCACACUUCCUCGGAUCCAGCGGCACAACCAGCCUCGAACGGCUCCGCUGCCAUCAGCUCAGCGUCGCCACCGUCGGCGGACAUGGCAAAAGCGUAG
Pseudozyma hubeiensis SY62 is the source of this 3177-nucleotide messenger RNA. RefSeq lists its product as hypothetical. The record is from RefSeq and is a predicted model, not a curated record. Gene Ontology annotation, molecular function: catalytic activity. The transcript has a single exon. Lineage: Eukaryota; Fungi; Basidiomycota; Ustilaginomycetes; Ustilaginales; Ustilaginaceae. The coding region runs from base 1 to 3177 and encodes 1058 amino acids.